AUGGCAACAGCGCCAGCAGAAGAGCCGACUUGGGAGCUGGCGCCGACUCCCAAUUUAAUCUCUCCUUUAACUGUAGGGGUUGAAGUUAACAAGGGAUCCAAGGAGCACGCCAGGCAGCAUAUCCACUUCUACCUUGACGACAAAAGGGCUGGCGAUGACUUCGCUUCAUUUUCAUUUCCAUCGUUGUUACUAACUCAUGGGUCGUCCAGUUUGACACCCCAAAAGUGUCGAAGCCUAUUGCCAUCGCUGGAACGAGGCCCUCAGGCAAGGAAAACAGAUAGGAACGAUAGAAAGGAUAUGUCCAGACUGCCCAUCCCAACCUGA
Messenger RNA from Paracoccidioides brasiliensis Pb18, 324 nucleotides. RefSeq lists its product as uncharacterized. The record is from RefSeq and is a predicted model, not a curated record. The coding region runs from base 1 to 324 and encodes 107 amino acids. The transcript has 2 exons.